UUAAAAAAAAAUAGUAAUAAUUAUUAGGGCUGGUCUAUUAAUAAUUACCGUCCUGGUGGGAAGGACUUUACCACCAAAGCAAGUUGACAUAACGAUAGUAGCUCUUACUCAACAGUCCACACACUCUGUCAAUGCUAUGUGUCUCAGUUGACUCUCAGCUGACAGAUGAGAGGCCUCGGUGCUGUUGGAGAGCGCCGCUUGUUUGAGGAAAUAUCGGACUAUCUGAGGAAAACAAGGGAGGAGGAGGGCGAGUCAGUGGAGGAGAAAGUUCACUGUUCACUGACGGACAGUCAACCAAACCCUGAGUGGAAGCGCAGCAUGGCGGGCAAAGGGACAGUUUGUUCAGCUGGACGGAGCCAGCUCCAGGACUCCUCGGACUCGGACUCGGAGGCGGAGGGGGGAACCGCUCAGGUGUCCGCCGGCACCGGACCGUCCGCCGCCCCUUUCCACAGCACACAGGUCAUCCACAGCGGCCACUUCAUGGUGUCGUCGCCCCACAGCGACUCGGCGCCGCGCAGGAGGAAAAGCGGCGGCUCUCUCACAUAUUAUGACUUUGACACUGUGAACAGGACGUGGUGCCAGACGUACCGAUACGGCCCGCUCAGCUCCGGCAGCCUGAGCAUCGACCCCACUCUGACCCGCCUGUUUGACUGCAUGUCCCUGGCCUACAGCGGUAAGAUAGUCUCUCCCAAGUGGAAGUCUUUUAAGGGUCUGCGGCUGCUGUGGAGAGAUAAGAUCCGUCUGAACAAUGCGAUCUGGAGAGCUUGGUUUAUUCAGUAUGUGGAGAAGAGAAAGAACCCAGUGUGUGGGUUUGUCACACCGCUGGAAGGCUCAGAGGCCGAUUCUCACCGAAAGCCUGAAGCAAUCGUAUUAGAGGGCAGCUACUGGAAGCGGAGGAUUGAAGUGGUGAUCAAGGAGUAUCACAAGUGGAGGAUUUACUAUAAAAAGAGGCUUCAGAAAAAGAAGGAUGAUAUUCUAUCAAUGCUACAAGAGGGUCAGAUCUGCCAGGCCAAGCUGGAGAAAUGGUCCAAUCAGAUGUACCAGGAGCCUGAGGCUGCGCCAGCAGAGGCCCACAUGUUUGACCUGGACUGCCUUCUGUCCGACAUCUCCGACACUCUCUUCACCAUGACACAAAAGCCAUGUCCCUGGGCCAGUGACCGACAUGACACGUACACAAGCAAUGCUGAUAUAAUCCAGCCAGGCCUGACUCCACUGCAACCCAACCUGGAUGAUUUCAUGGAUAUACCAGAUAUCUUUAUGAACUACCGGGGACAGCCCACUGAGCAGACUGGUUUUGCUGACUGUGGCUAUUUUGAGAGUCCAUCCGGCACAGAGUUUGCUCCAGUUCCCUCCCCUGUGGUAACGACCCCUCAGCUACUUAUCGACACCCAGCUGGCACAGCCCUCCUCAUCCGGUUCCCGGCCAAACCCGACCAGACCGGAGCUGGGAUGUGGUGAAUACCACACAUCUAGCAUGAUAUCAGGAACCAUGCCUUAUGGACAUCAGGCAUACCCUGAUCCACCUGUUUCUCUAUCAUACACCACAAGCAUGGAACAGCCCUCCUCCUUAAGUGUUCCUUUUUUGUACCCACUGCCAUGCCGCAAGUUUGGUUCCUGCACGAUGAUCAGCGGGACCCCCACUGUCAUCACUCACACUGCCUCCACUGUGGGCACCCAGGGCUCUUUGCACCAGGCUCAUGGCUACCAUCACACAGGGGACCCAUACCCCCCGACCCCCUCCCACUCUCUCAGUUACCCAUCUGCAUUGUCCGACCCCGUCCACGCAGCGCUGCCCUCUGUCACUGUGGCCCACUGCUUCUCAGUCCCAGAGCAGAUGGGUGUAACAGGGGUCAGAGGGAAGCACAAGCAAAAGACAAGAGGAGUGAGGACAGCUGAUCCCCCUGUGGCUCAGCCUGGCUCCCCAUCCAUCCAGGCACCCACUCCCACUAGCUGCCUGGCUAAGCUGCUUUCCUCCGGCACCCGUGAACGGAAGCCAUCACUAGGAUUUGACACAAACCUGGUGACAACCAAAGGUCAGAAGUCAUCAUCUCCCAGCUCCUCGCAGUCAGGCAGCAGCACGCAUGUUGGAGGAGCUUCAUCACAGCUGCAGCAGGGACCUGCUUGGCCUGCGGGCAUCCCAGUGUUGAUGCCUCUGCAUAGCCAGAGUGCCACCCUGGGUCACAGUGGACCCCACGCCAGCACCUCCAGGGGCUCGGCAGUGUCUGCCCUGCUCACCCACAGCUCCACACACACGGACACAACCCUCCUCAUUCCCAAGACGGAGAAACUAUCUCCCGUCCAGCUCUACAGCACAGACAGGAGCACCUUAACAGUUAAUUUUCCAGGACAUCCAGGCCAAACUUCACCACCAAACCCUUUAGAUAAAACCUCCAAUUCAGAGUCCUUACACUCAGGCUUCUCAGGACAUGGAAAGAUAGAAACAAGUAAGCAAACAGAGACCAGGAGGAUAACUCACAUCUCUGCAGAGCAGAAGAGGCGUUUUAACAUCAAACUGGGUUUUGACACUUUACAUAAUCUUGUGACAACACUCAGCUCUCAGCCAAGCAUAAAGAUCAGCAAAGCCACCACACUGCAGAAGACUGCUGAGUACAUCAGUAAGAUGCAGCAGGAGAGAGCUCAGCUGCACGAGGAGGCUCAGAGACUGAGAGAGGAGAUCCUGCUCUUGAACUCUGCCAUCAAUGCGUGUCAGCAGCAGCUACCAGCCACCGGCGUGCCCAUCACACGGCAGCGCUUUGACAACAUGAGGCAGAAGUUCAGAGAGUACGUCCAAGCACAGACGCUGCAAAACUGGAAGUUCUGGAUUUUCAGUAUCAUCAUCGAGCCGCUGUUUGAGUCCUACAAUGGAAUGGUGUCCACUGCCAGUGUGGAGGAUCUGUGUCGAUCCACUUUGUCCUGGCUGGACCAACACUGUUCCCUGCCCGCUCUACGACCCAUGGUUCUGAGUUCACUCCGUCUCCUGAGUACCACCACUGCCAUCCUGACAGACCCCAGCUUGCUGCCAGAGCAGGCCACCUUUGCUGUCACCCAGGGCGACCCCGCUGCUGCUCUGGACCACUCCUUACAGCCCGCCUCUCGGGACAAUAUACACCCCAUGUGACCGUGCAGAGCAGACCCAGUGGAAACUUAACUGGAAUCCAGCACGAUGCGCAGGAGCCUGCAAGUCAGAGGAGAGCAAUGUAGAAUAAUUAGACUCAACGCUCAGCUCCCAGACUUUUAAUAAUGCAUAAUCACAUUCCAAUAAAACUCACCAGCUGCAAAAAGAAUGUAUUUCAGUACACCCAAAAAUCGUAGGAACUAUAUGUGAUCUAUGCCUAGAUUCUGAUGAAGGUAAUAUGCACUUGUAAUUAUUUCUCAGCCUCGAAAUCUUUUUCUUUAGUAAAGUGACUGGAAGGAGAUGUCAGUUACUGUGACUGUGAAUGAACUGUUUAAUUGUCUGUUUAAAUAGUUUGGGAAUAUCA
Molecule: messenger RNA, 3478 nt
Organism: Scatophagus argus
Lineage: Eukaryota; Metazoa; Chordata; Actinopteri; Scatophagidae
Product: carbohydrate-responsive element-binding protein
Exons: 17
Coding region: 166-3117 (983 amino acids)
Biological process (GO): regulation of transcription by RNA polymerase II
Cellular component (GO): nucleus
Molecular function (GO): protein dimerization activity; DNA-binding transcription factor activity, RNA polymerase II-specific; RNA polymerase II cis-regulatory region sequence-specific DNA binding
Source: RefSeq, a predicted model, not a curated record